Meleagris gallopavo (turkey) is the source of this 3363-nucleotide messenger RNA. Its product is annotated as alpha-1-antitrypsin-like. Gene Ontology annotation, molecular function: serine-type endopeptidase inhibitor activity. The record is from RefSeq and is a predicted model, not a curated record. NCBI's taxonomy places the organism in Eukaryota, Metazoa, Chordata, Aves, Galliformes, Phasianidae.
AUUUGAAGUAAUUAAUGAUUAACGGAGGUGCUCUGGUGAAUCUUGUUCAAUGAAGAGAACACUGGAGCAGAUAAGGUGAAUGUAGCAGGGUCCUCUUGUAGCACUGAAGGGGUAAAAGGAAAAUGAAACCCACCUUCUCCUUGUGUUUUCUGCUGGCUGUUUUGUAUUCUGUUGCCCAAUGUCAUCAGCGUCCUCGCUACCACAAUAAACAGGACGAUUCUAAAGGAGCACAUUACCCAGGUAGCAUUUCUCAUGGGGAAGGAGUUUUUCCAAAUAAAAACAAAACUUUUGUCAAAGUAGUUCACAGCAAUGCUGAUUUUGCAUUUUCAUUUUACAAGCUGGUUGCAUCCGAAGCAACCGAUCAAAAUAUCUUCUUUUCACCCAUAAGCAUUUCUGCUUCCCUUGCAAUGCUGGCACUGGGUGCCAAGUCAGCAACGCUAACACAGAUUCUGGAAGGUCUUGCCUUUAACCUGAAAAAGACUCAGGAUCAGGAAAUACAUGAAGGUUUUUGUCAGCUCCUCCACAUGCUGAACCGUUCAGAUAGCAAUCUUCAUCUAAGCCUGGGCAAUGCGCUUUUUAUAGAAGAGACACUGAAACCACUACAGAAGUUCUUGGAAGAUGCCAAAAGCUUUUAUCAGUCUGAAGUCCUUUCUGCUGACUUUAACAACUCCUCUGGUGCUGAGAUCCAGAUCAACAGUUAUAUUGAAGAAAAGACAAAUAAGAAAAUUGUUAAACUAGUAGAAAAUCUUGAUCCUCUCACCACAAUGGUUCUUGUUAACUAUGUCUUCCUUAAAGCUCAUUGGCAGAAACCCUUCAGUGAUUCAUACACAAAAAAAGAAGAUUUUUUUGUGGAUAAGAAAACAUCUGUAAAAGUUGACAUGAUGUAUCGGAAAGGUUACUACAGAAAUUACUUUGAUGAAGAGCUGUCCUGUUGGCUGGUUCAGAUUCCUUACAAUGGAAAUGCUGCAGCAUUAUUUGUUUUACCUGAUGAAGGGAAGAUGAAACAGGUGGAAGAUGCUCUUUUGAAAAGAACUGUGUCCAAAUGGGAAAAGCUCCUCCAAGAUAGAAAAAUACACCUACAUAUUCCAAAACUUUCUAUUUCUGGUACCUACGAUGUGAAAAAGAUAGUCAGAGAAGUGGGUAUAAUUGAUCUAUUCACUGAACAAGCUGAUCUGUCAGGAAUUACUGAGGAUCCUGGACUGAUGGUUUCAAAAGUGAUCCACAGAGCUGUGCUAAAUGUUCAUGAGAAUGGCACUGAAGCAGCAGGAGUCACAGUGAAGGAGAUUACAUGGAGAUCUGGUGAUAUUUCUCGUCCUCCUCGAGUCAGAUUCAACAGGCCCUUUCUCCUGAUGAUUUUGGAUAAAUAUGCUCAUACCAUCCUCUUCAUUGGGAAAAUUGUAAAUCCUCUGAAAAAAUAACUGAUUGUCCAGAGGACAGGUACUUCUGCACAUAGCUACCUAAGAUCCUGUGAUCCGGUAAUAACUUUGCGUACACCAAUGUGUACUGGUGUCUUUCAAUUGUUGUUAUUAUAUACAUUUCUAACCCCUGAAAAGCAAGAACUACUUUUUCUUGUCCAAAUGACACGGGUAUUUCCUCUCUGGUCUACAGCUGUAUGUAACUUGUAUUGUCAACAAAGUAUGAGUCACUUUUCAGCUGUUAAGAUUUGGUUCAGCUGUUCUGCAAUAAUCCCUUCCAGACACUCUCCAGUAUAUGAGAUCUGUACCCUCUUUCAUGGAUGAUGUAGCUUUUACUCUACACCCAAAAUGUGUGCAGGGGAGGCUGGGAGAAGAGAAAUGGGGAAAAGAGAUGGAAGGUGUACGUCCUGUCAGUUUAAUCCACUGACUUUUGAUGUAAAAUGCAGAAUAUCUUAAUAUUGGAGUGACUUUUCAUUUUUUUCUUUGUUGUUUUUGUUUGUUUGCUUCGUUGGUUAGUUGGCUGGCUUGGUUUGGUUUUUAUUAGAAUGAAGUUACAUCACCACUGACUGCAACAUUGGAAUACACAAUAAUGUAAAGGGUUGACCAUUACGAUUAAUUUAGCUGUUGUCUUCUUCUGUGGAAGUCCUAUUCAUGCAGGCAAUUAAGUUGCUCUUCAUUGUUGGGGUAUUGACAAUGUACUGAGAUAAAAUAAAUGGUGGAAUAUUCCACACUAUAGCACCAGUUUCUUUUUAUGGAUUUGCUGUCACUUUCAUUUCUUUUUUUCUUACUGAUUCCAACUUCAUUAUCACACCUUCCAGAUAGACAAGUCAGACUGUGGUACAGAAAUUAUCUUCUCACAGGAAACAGCAAAGCUUUUCUUGGGACUGUUAAUAUGUUUUGAACUCAGAAAGCUAUCAUAGACAUGUACAUCAAAUACAGGCAGUAUUUGAUAAGUCACACUAGAUUUUAGCAGUGGAUUGAUACUAUAGAAUAAAAACAUAUAGUUACUUGAAAUUUGUACCUUUUCUUUUAAAGAUUCAUGAGUCUAGUGUACUGCUAGUGUGUUAUUUUAUUAAAAUAUGCAAAGAUGUUGAAAGCAGUUAAAUAUUUAUUCGAUCUUUCACUACAGAAUAUCUCAAAUUGGUAAAAAAAAAAAUAAAAUACAAAUAGCAACUUUGCAGUCUUUAGUCUCUUACAAUGUGAAAUAAUAUACCAUGAAAAUAAUGAUGACUAUUUCUGAAACAAUAUUGUCCUGAUUGUUUGGGGGAUUUUGACUUGUCUCUGGUGUUAAAUUACCACUAUCAGUAUUACUGGGCUGUAGCUGUAUGUCAGCCAAGUAUUGCUUGAUGUUCACACUCAAAGCCCUCAUCAAAACCACAUAAAAUAGUGACAAAACUUCCCUACUGACAUCUGUUUUUGAUCUAUUCAGUAUUUAGUAAAAGCUGCUGGCUAGAACAUGGCAUAUAUACAGACUUAAUCUCGGUAUAAUACAGAUAAACUGAUUCUACAAAAUAUCAUUUAAAAGUACUUGGCAAAUUAUGGGGCUAAUUCAGGACAGCAUGCUAAAGUCCAGCUUUGCAGUGACAACUAUGUAAGCAAAUAUCAUGAGACUUUAUGUUUGUUCUUCAUUGUGGACCCCAGAUCAAUACUAUUUGCUAUCAUUAAAAAAUUUAAAUGAUAUUUUGCCAAUCAGAUCUCUCUUUGAGAGACAAGUUUGAUGUCUGACCUAUUUGGAAGCAGAUGAGGAAUAAUCAAACAUCAUACGGGAAUAUUAAUCAAAGUUUGUGCUUCCAUUUAUGUAUGAAAAGAUGCCAUGAGGUAUUUUGUUAAAUUCUAAUACAGUGGGACCUUUUCCUACAUUAUUUUCUCAAAGAAGGCAUACUGUAUAAGAGGAAUGCUUAGAAAUCACAUAUAGCCAUGGUUAUAAAUAAAUAAAUAAAUAAAUUUA